AUGGUUACACUCAUCUACUGUCUUUUCUCAUGUACCACGAAACCGAUAUGUCCAUACUCUGAUAUACCAGGACAAGUUGGACAGAGAAAACUUAAUUUGAACGAAACAACAACAGCCCACGCAGAGGAACACGUUUUCGGACCCUCUGCGGGAAAAGUUCGGACCUUUGUGAAACGAGCCAAUGAGAUUCUUCUUAAGAAACUCGUCGAUCCCAAGACUGGAAACAUUACUCACGUUGAUUGGCUCUUUGAUCAAGUCCUUAACCAGGAAACAAUGAAUAUAAGCAAUUAUUGGUAUCUUCCGGGUGGACAUUGGAAACCAAUGAACUGUUUACCGAAAUGGAAGGUUGCUAUUUUAAUACCAUUUCGAGAUCGCUUCUAUCAUCUUCCCAUUCUUCUGCAAAACCUGAUACCGAUGCUUCAGAAGCAGCUACUCGAAUUCAGCCUUUUUGUUGUUGAGCAGGCUAAUCAGGAACUCUUCAACCGCGCGAUGCUCAUGAACGUCGGGUUCCUCGAAUCGCUUAACUUCACCGACUACGAUUGCUUCAUCAUCCAUGACGUCGACUAUGUACCCGUCGAUGACCGUAAUUAUUACGGCUGUUCCAGUAUGCCCAGGCAUUUUGUCUCCAGUUCUGAUACCGUCCCGUUUAGAUUACCGUAUGGUGAAUUCUUUGGAGCUGUCGCUGGUCUUACUAAAGCCAACAUCCGAAGCAUCAACGGAUUCCCUAACGUUUACUGGGGGUGGGGUGGUGAGGAUGAUGAAAUAUAUAAAAGGGUCAGGGACGCUCGCCUCAUAAUCACCCGCCAUAAAGGACCCAUCACCCAUUAUAACGUCAUUAAACAUCAUCACGAAAGCGCACCCAUGGCAAAGGACAGGUAGGCAUUGUAUGUGCUUUGGAUGCAAUCUGAUUAUGAAUAUUUCUAUAUAGGCCUACUCAAACUUUCCAUGCAUGCUGCUUGGAAGAAUAACUGAAAUACUCCCCUUCUUUAUUAUAAACAGUUAAAUAUUAAUUAUUUUUAACCCUAUGAUUGCACAACAGAUAACCCAAGUUGGUUUAAAAAAUAUUAAAACAACUUGCCUAAAGGUGGUCGGA
This is a messenger RNA of Strongylocentrotus purpuratus (purple sea urchin), 1093 nucleotides long. RefSeq names its product beta-1,4-galactosyltransferase 5-like. The transcript has 6 exons. Lineage: Eukaryota; Metazoa; Echinodermata; Echinoidea; Camarodonta; Strongylocentrotidae. The record is from RefSeq and is a predicted model, not a curated record. Gene Ontology annotation, molecular function: UDP-galactose:glucosylceramide beta-1,4-galactosyltransferase activity. Bases 1 to 879 code for a protein of 292 amino acids. Gene Ontology annotation, biological process: carbohydrate metabolic process.